UUCUCGCGAUAACUGCAAACACUGGUGGGCCUUGCAGAGGGGGUGUGCGUAUGGCGGUUACAGAGACUGCGGGAGGUGAAACGCAGAAGAUGGAGAAUGGACAAGGCACAGGCACCAAGCUUGGCCUUCCGCCGCUCACCUCAGAGCAGCAAGAAGCACUGCAGAGGGCCAAGAAAUAUGCCAUGGAACAGAGCAUUAAGAGUGUUUUGGUGAAGCAGACCAUCGCCCAUCAACAACAGCAGCUCACCAACCUGCAGAUGGCAGCAGUGACAAUGGGCUUUGGAGAUCCUCUCUCACCUUUACAAUCGGUGGCAGCGCAGCGACAACGUGCACUAGCAAUCAUGUGUCGGGUCUAUGUGGGUUCCAUUUACUACGAGCUUGGUGAAGACACCAUCAGACAGGCUUUUGCCCCCUUUGGUCCAAUUAAGAGCAUUGAUAUGUCUUGGGAUUCUGUUACAAUGAAGCAUAAGGGUUUUGCAUUUGUGGAAUAUGACGUACCAGAGGCUGCACAGUUGGCUCUGGACCAGAUGAAUUCAGUCAUGUUGGGGGGCAGGAACAUAAAGGUUGGGCGCCCAAGUAACAUCGGUCAGGCGCAACCCAUCAUUGACCAGCUGGCAGAGGAGGCACGCGCAUAUAACCGAAUCUACGUGGCGUCGGUCCACCCUGACCUGUCAGAUGAUGACAUCAAGAGUGUGUUUGAAGCCUUUGGAAGGAUCAAGUCUUGCACGUUAGCCAGAGAUCCCAACUCAGGGCGGCACAGAGGCUUUGGCUUCAUUGAGUAUGAAAAGCCCCAGUCAGCUCUGGAUGCUGUAUCUUCUAUGAACCUGUUUGACCUUGGUGGUCAGUACCUCCGAGUAGGCAAAGCAGUGACCCCACCUAUGCCAUUACUGACUCCCUUGACUUCUACAACACCCGGGGGCAUGCCUCCUGCAGCGGCUGUAGCUGCAGCAGCAGCCACUGCCAAGAUUACAGCCCAGGAGGCUGUAGCUGGCGCAUCUGUUCUGGGGGCAUUAACAGCCCCGCAACUUCUUGGGCAACAAAUGGGAAUCCCUCAAGCUGUUAUGGCAGCCCAGGCACCAGGGGUAAUCACAGGUGUAACACCGGUGCGCCCUCCCAUACCUGUGCUUCCUCAAGUAGGUCUAGUGAACCCUGUGCUAGCGUCACCACCAGUCCUCGCCGCUCAAACACUGGGCGCAAAUCCACAGGAAAAGAAAGAGGAGAAAGAGGAGACGCUCCAAGAUGGAACGGGACAGGAAAUGUUAAGUGACCAAGAGCAUAUGAGCAUUUCUGGCAGCAGUGCUCGACAUAUGGUCAUGCAAAAACUGCUGCGGAAAUCUGAGUCUACCGUCAUGGUGCUUAGAAAUAUGGUUGGACCAGAGGAUAUCGAUGAUGACCUUGAAGGAGAAGUGACUGAGGAAUGUGGCAAAUUUGGGAAUGUGAACAGAGUCAUCAUCUAUCAGGAGAAACAAGGAGAGGAAGAGGACGCAGAUAUUAUUGUCAAAAUCUUUGUAGAAUUUUCCAAUGCUUCAGAAAUGAACAAAGCAAUAUCGGCUCUUAACGAUCGAUGGUUUGGAGGCCGCAAAGUUGUUGCUGAAGUGUACGACCAAGACCGUUUUAACAGCAGUGACCUUUCUGCAUAAACUCUGGUUCACAAGCCCAAUAUAAACUAUCGCUCUAAAGUUUCAGUCUGCAGCUUGGGAUGCAGGCCUCUGAAACUUGUAAUUAUGUUUUUUUAUUUUUAAAUGUAAAUGUUAAUAAUCCUGUUUAUAGGGUUAGACAGCUGUUUGUCCUAAUUCUGCUUUGUUGUUUGUCAAAGCCCUAUUCUUUUUUUUGUGUAAACUUGUUUUUUGGGGAUUUUGCUGAAAAUAGGCUUCCUGCUUGACUGCUCCAGUACUCUUUAUAAUAAAUUGCUGAAAUAUGUACACUGUCUUUCUACAAUAAAAUAUAUUCUUUGUCCAAUUAAACACCAUAAAGCAUUUUCUACAGGC
Molecule: messenger RNA, 1988 nt
Organism: Periophthalmus magnuspinnatus
Lineage: Eukaryota; Metazoa; Chordata; Actinopteri; Gobiiformes; Gobiidae
Product: poly(U)-binding-splicing factor PUF60-like
Exons: 11
Coding region: 51-1640 (529 amino acids)
Biological process (GO): mRNA splice site recognition; alternative mRNA splicing, via spliceosome; regulation of alternative mRNA splicing, via spliceosome
Cellular component (GO): catalytic step 2 spliceosome; precatalytic spliceosome
Molecular function (GO): RNA binding
Source: RefSeq, a predicted model, not a curated record